GCAGCUAUGUUCGGUCAUACCGACACGAUUGCGCUCCUGCUUGAUAACGGGUUAGAUAUCAAUCACCAAGACAGCGAGAGGUGGACUCCAUUAACAUUUGCUGCAUCGUAUGGUCACGACAAUGGUGUCCGAGCACUGAUUGAUGUUGGUACGGACGUGGAUACGGUGGAUGUGCAUGGCCUUACCGUGCUUCACUACGCGGCUCGUGGCUGCCAUGCCACCACCAUCGAGACUUUGAUCUCGGCUGGGUUGAACGCUGAAGCUGUGGACAAGUGUUUCCGCCAGCCGAUACACAUCGCCGCCCAAAUGAAUAACGCUAAGGCCGUUAAAGCGCUUGUAGAUCACGGCGCAAACGUUCAUGCCAUCGCCGAGAAGGGAUGGACACCGCUUCACUACGCUGCGCAACAUGGUGGCCCAGAAGCUGUUCAAAUGCUGCUCCAGCUUGGCGCGAGCGCGAACGCAAGAGCAGUCAUGGGCAUGAUGCCGAUU
This is a messenger RNA of Baudoinia panamericana UAMH 10762, 489 nucleotides long. RefSeq lists its product as uncharacterized. Gene Ontology annotation, biological process: positive regulation of transcription by RNA polymerase II. The record is from RefSeq and is a predicted model, not a curated record. Gene Ontology annotation, cellular component: nucleus. The annotation marks the transcript as partial. Gene Ontology annotation, molecular function: transcription cis-regulatory region binding; protein binding. The transcript has a single exon. NCBI's taxonomy places the organism in Eukaryota, Fungi, Ascomycota, Dothideomycetes, Mycosphaerellales, Teratosphaeriaceae.